Messenger RNA from Corticium candelabrum, 4374 nucleotides. RefSeq names its product membrane-associated guanylate kinase, WW and PDZ domain-containing protein 2-like. Bases 74 to 4009 code for a protein of 1311 amino acids. Gene Ontology annotation, molecular function: protein binding. Gene Ontology annotation, biological process: signal transduction. The record is from RefSeq and is a predicted model, not a curated record. Gene Ontology annotation, cellular component: cytoplasm. The transcript is spliced from 17 exons. Lineage: Eukaryota; Metazoa; Porifera; Homoscleromorpha; Homosclerophorida; Plakinidae.
CGCAUGCUUGGGAACGGCAACGGCUGAAAGCGAUUCCUAGCGAUAGUGCGCCGUUCUCGUCUCACCCCCGACCAUGUCGAAGUUCGGGACGAAGAAAAAGAGCAAGCACUGGGCCGAACGCGCACGCGAAGUGUCAAUAUGCCGCGACGACGAGAAUCAUUUCAACGUCACGAUCGAAGGCGGUGCGGACAACGCCGAGUUUCUCUACAUGGGCGAGAUGCGACACGAUAGGGUCCUCUACAAGGGCACUGGCAGCAAGUUGCAUCCCGAUGACAUCAUUUUGGAGGUCAAUGGCAAGCGAGUGUCUGGCCUUAUUCGCAAAGACGUCAUCUCGCUCAUAAAGCGUUCGGCUGACCCGCUGCGUCUGAGGGUGACUAAACCAGGAAUCUCCCUCGGCAAGGAUCUCGCGCACUAUUUGUCUACACGAUUUCAGAAGGGCUCGAUCGACCACGAGCUGCAGCAGACAAUUAGAGACAAUUUGUACACGAGAACAAUUCCAUGUACUACCCGUCCACCCCGCCCUGGGGAGAAAUCUGGAGUUGACUACACAUUCCUGUCAGUGGAGGAAUUUUUGGUGAUGGAAAGGAGCAAUAAUUUAUUGGAGAGUGGAUUGUAUGGUGGCAACUACUAUGGAACUCCAAAACCACCAAGUGAUGCUGCCUCACCAACAGUUGAACGGAAGGGGGAAAUUGCUGAGCGAUUUGGACGUCAUGCUAGGAGUCCACCUAGAGGAGGAUCACGUUCUGGUCCACCUGGUCCUUCUGCUUCUGGUGGUUCUAGUUCUGCUGAACCUCGUCGAGCUCCUGAUCUUCCACCUCUUGGUCCUCUGCCGCCAAAUUGGGAAGUUGCAUAUACAGAAGACAAUGAGAAAUAUUUCAUAGAUCACACAACCCAGACCACUCAUUGGCUGGAUCCACGCAUUGCUGCCAUGCAGCAAGAUGGGCGUCUGAAGAUAUCCGGUGAUGGUGAUGUACCCUAUGGCUGGGAAAAAGCACAUGAUCCCAAGUUUGGAACAUAUUACAUUGACCACAUCAAUCGCCGGACAUCAUUUGAAAAGCCAUCUAGAAAUCCAGAGAGGGCUGCGCCUCCUCCACCUACAGCUGUAGAGGCAGCUGCUGAGGCAAAGCGUCGUGAAGCAGAAGCUGCAAGGCGAUGGCCACAUGCCUACCAGGAUGAUGAAGAUGAUGAGGAUCCUACUUCUCCUGGUUGGCAGAAUGGGCAAAGUCCAAGUCGUGUGAAUAAUCAAUUUUCUCCAGACAGAGAACGAGACCAUGAGGCUGUACAGUCAAAAAACCAAACAUUACACAUGAGCUGUGAUGACAGUGGAAAAUCAGGCUUUGAAGAUGACAUAGCAUUGGAAGCACAACUCAAAGGAGAGGUCGUGCAUGCAUCAUUGAAAAAGAGUCCGCAAGGGUUUGGUUUUACCAUUGUUGGUGGUGAUUCACCUGGUGAAGUGCUUCAGAUAAAGAGCAUUGUUAAGAAUGGCAUUGCAGCCAGAAGCGGCAAACUUCAAAUCGGUGAUGUUCUUGUUCGAGUCAACGGGAGAUUUGUAUUGGCUUACAGUCACCAUGAAGUUGUGCAGCUUUUCCAGGGAGUCCAAGUAGGAGGUGAUCUCACUCUGGAAUUACGACGUGGAUAUGAUCUGCCAAUAGAAGGAGAUAAUCCCGAUGCUCCUAUUACACCAAUCAGAUUGAAACCUGUUCCCCCUCCUUAUCCAAAAGACUCAAGGCACAGGCAUGGUGAACCUAAAUCUGUCCCAAACAACGUUGAGCCUCCCUCUCCUUUGUCUUCAGUUCCAGCUGAAGAAGGGCGGAAAGUAGAACUGUUGCAAGCGACUAUUACCAAAGGUCAGUAUGGAUUUGGCUUCACUGUUGCUGAGACAACUCAAGGCCAGAAGAUCAAACAGAUUAUGGAUCAGGUGAGAUGCCACCAACUGAAAGAACGAGAUCUACUCGUUCAGAUCAAUGGACAGAAUGUGAGGAACUACAGUCAUAGUGAUGUAGUGGGUAUUCUGAAACAGUGUCCAAAGGGCAACAAAGUUACAUUUGUGGUAGAAAGAACACUAGAGGGAAAGAAAGAGUCUAACAUUGGUCGACAGCAGCAUCAGACACAAAACAAUCAGAUGCAUUUUCCGUCGGGACAUUUAGAGGAUGCGUUCCAUGAAGGAGCUCCACCAGGUGAUGUCCAGAAUGAUGAUGGUGACAUGAUUUACGUUACGAAAGAAGUUGAACUUCGAAGACAGGCACAAGGAUUUGGAUUUAGACUUGUUGGGGGCCACGAAGAAGGAACACAGGUGUAUAUUGGCACUAUUGUUCCCGGUGGUGCUGCAGAUCAGAGCGGUCAGCUUAAAGUCGACGAUGAGAUUAUGUUUGUCAAUGGAACGUCGUGUGCCAUGGCUACUCACAAGGAUGUAGUUGGACUUUUAAGUGAAGGUGGAAGAAUGGGACAAGUUCAUAUUCAACUUCGAAGAAAAGUACACAAAUCAGCUGUGAAUGAAGAUGAAGACAACAGGAGCGCCGCAUCCUCGUUUUCUGAUUCUGGAGGACUUCGUGAAAUUGUUCUUGAGCGUCGACCAGAAGGUGGCUUUGGAUUUGUUUUGCAGUCGAGUGUGAAGGAAGCAGGAUGCACAAUAUGUCGUAUCAUUCCAGAGUCUCCAGCUGAGUUUUGUAAAAAGUUGCAUGUUGGAGAUCAUCUUCUGGCUGUCAAUGGGAAAGAUGUCACAAGACUGCAUCAUACUGAUGUGGUGGGAAUUAUCAAGAGGUCGGGACUGAGAGUGACUCUGCAUGUUGAUCAACCAGACGAUGCUUCUCUCAAUGAAGCAGAGCAAAUGGUUGAUGGUGAGCAGAACGAGCAUUUUCCAACACCUCCGCCUCCACCACUUCCUCCACCAGAAGAUUUGGAGCAACCUGUUGUUGAUGGGUAUCACACAGUUCAGUAUGACAGACAAGGAGGACAUGGAAUUGAGGAGGACAGACAGCCUGUGGAACAAGGAGAACCCUGGCAGAUUGUAAGGAAAGAUUCUCGUGGUCGUUAUGAAGCAAGAAAUGGUGAACCCGAGAGAGGUCAAUUUGGCUAUAACAGAUCUUGGAACGAAGCAGAUGGUCCUGGUAGACAUCGUUCAGACAGACAAAGGCACAGGGACAGUCCACCACGACAGCAGCAGCAAGGAUACGAGUGGAACAGAAGAUCACCACCACAACAUAAUCACGAUCGGUUUCGAGGUCACGAGGAUCGAGGAGGACGAGGAUCACGCAGACGAGAUAUGCAGUCACCUGAUCAACGUGAUUAUGACAGAGGGCCGAGAAGGGAGAGGCAAGACAGAAGGGAACCUCCUCGCUAUCCCCAAGGCGAUCAGAGAGACAGAUACCAUGUUCACGUUUUGAACAACAGACCGAAUGACUACCACGGUCACUCACCCGAUCGUCAGAGAUACAACUUGGAUCAACGUGCUAUGUCGGAUGACCCUGAGGUUGAUGCCAACUUUGAAGAUGGUCAGUAUGAUGAGGAUGUUAUAGAUGUGGUUCUGAAGCGAGAUCAGCAGCAGGGAUUUGGGUUCAGCAUUCGAGGUGGACGUGAGUAUCAGAACACACCUUUGUUCAUUCUCAAGAUCGCAGAAGAUGGAGUUGCACACAAGGAUGGUCGAUUGAGGGUUGGAGAUGAAAUACUUGAAAUCAAUGGAGAAGGAACUGCUGAUAUGAGGCACACUGAAGCAAUCUCUCUUAUUAAACGUGGAGGUGAUGUGGUACGAUUGAAAGUCGUACGACCCCCACCACAGCUUGAUAGACAUGUGGCAGAUGGCCAUAUUGCCAACUCUGCACCUCCUCGACGUGGUGGUGGUGACAGAAGAGACUAUUCUCCACCACGUCAGCAUCCUUCCAUCAACCAGGCAGUUGACAAGUACUAUGACCAGUACAUGGAUUCAGUGAAACACAGGCAAGGGCAGGGUGAUGCUGGUUACCAUAAGCAAAGCUACAAAUACAACCGGGGAAUGGGAUACAAUGCACCGUGAAUAUGCCUAAGAAGCUUUUCAAGUAAAGCACUUAUUGAUAGCAAUUAGUAAGCAUUGUUGGUUGAGUUUGGACGGAUUGCGUCUUCUCUUAUUUCAAGCUAUUGCGAGCCUGUAAUGCUGGGCACAUUAGCCACCAGGGAUGUUUUUAACCUUUUAACUGCAUGUCGGGUUUCCUGAAAGUAUAAAAGUUAGGUCAGGUAGGUAGGUUUUAGGUGAAGUCUCACCGUAUAUUGUAGCUCUUUUGCAAUCCGUGCUGUGCAGUGCUAGUUUUGAAGAAUAAUUAACUGGUGGAAGUAGUUACUACCUGCGUAUUGCAAUAUCGUAUUGUCUUGUGUAACAAGUUGCCAAGUUGCUCAUGCAGUGUA